AUGUAUGGGAGUAUCCGCCAUAAAUUGCGGUUUUUGAGGCUUUCUCAACUUGAUUUUGAGAAGGCAUUCUGGGAAAUGGGCAAUUUAGUGCGCGCUCCGCGAAAAGUUUUUCGGUCAAUUGUUCUUCAUGUACAAACAACGAAUCGUUAUGUCCGGGAUGAUCCAGCGUUUAUAAUCGUUUUCGGCCUACUAAUGGCAUUAAGUGGAAUAUUAUGGGGCCUUGUUUAUGCCAGAUCAGUUCGGGAAGCCUUUUCACUCGCAUUUUUCAUGGUAACUGUUGAUUUAUUAGUUGUUGGCGCCUUAUUGGCAUCAGUCGGAUAUUUAUUAGCGCGUUUUGUAUUUUUUGACAGGGAGAUGUCGCGUAGCUCUCUAUCAGAUGGAACAAAUGGAACAAUUGAAUGGGGUUAUUGCCUUGAUGUGCAUUUUAACGCGUUUUUCCCCGUUUUUGUUUUCAUAUACACGAUUCAAUUGUUUAUGGCUCCAUUUUUUCUUCAAGAUAAAUGGAUUUCGUUAUACUUUGGGAAUACUCUGUAUCUGUUGGCUAUAUGUUAUUACUUUUAUCUAACGUUUUUGGGUUACCAAGUUCUCCCAUUUUUAAAGAACACACAUUACCUUCUUUCUCCCAUACCGUUCUUUAUCGUCAUGUGGUGUGUUUCAUUAUUCGGAUUCAACAUUCCACAGCAUGUUAUUUCUGUUUACAUCCUCAACGAUCAAUGA
Molecule: messenger RNA, 717 nt
Organism: Schizosaccharomyces japonicus yFS275
Lineage: Eukaryota; Fungi; Ascomycota; Schizosaccharomycetes; Schizosaccharomycetales; Schizosaccharomycetaceae
Product: UNC-50 family protein
Exons: 5
Coding region: 1-717 (238 amino acids)
Cellular component (GO): membrane
Source: RefSeq, a predicted model, not a curated record